Messenger RNA from Rattus rattus (black rat), 864 nucleotides. It is a transcript of the gene Edn3, whose product is annotated as endothelin 3. Gene Ontology annotation, biological process: regulation of systemic arterial blood pressure by endothelin; regulation of vasoconstriction; vein smooth muscle contraction. Gene Ontology annotation, cellular component: extracellular region. The transcript has 3 exons. Gene Ontology annotation, molecular function: hormone activity; endothelin B receptor binding. Lineage: Eukaryota; Metazoa; Chordata; Mammalia; Rodentia; Muridae. The record is from RefSeq and is a predicted model, not a curated record. Bases 435 to 803 code for a protein of 122 amino acids.
GGUGGCCUUCAAGCAGCUGUUGGGACCUUCACCCCAUCCACCCACAGGGAGUUCAGCGUCCCGGCCUCUCUCUAGCCCUGGGUGAGCCUGGGGCAAAUGUGCCUCUGGUCAGCUCCCCCCUGCGCUUGGAAAGCGACCCCCGUGAGCACCAGGUUCAAAGGCCCGGCGCCGCAGUUCCAGCCCCUCGGAGGGGCGGGGAGGCGAAGGGGGUGGUGCGGGAGCCAGAAAAGCCCGAGCCACAGCCGGCCAGCCCUGCGCAGGGAUGGGCAGCUCGCUCUGAAAGUUCGUGACCGCCUCAGCCAACUAACUCUGAGCCCUGGGACGCGCAGUUCAGGCAGCGGCAGGACUCGAAAGCUGUACCCAGUCUCACUAUCCUUUUGCGGUCACAAGCGGCCACCCUCCAGGCCCGGUGCUCCCGCGCCUGAUCGGGGUUCAUGGAGCUGGGGCUGUGGCUCCUUCUCGGGCUCACAGUGACCUCCGCUGCAGCUGCACUGCCUGCACAGCCUGGAAGUGCUGGGCAGGAGCGGGGACCAGGCAGGUCUGGGGACCAGGAGGAAAAGAGGGUGCCUGCACACCACCGACCUCGGCGCUGCACGUGCUUCACAUAUAAGGACAAGGAGUGUGUCUACUACUGCCACCUGGACAUCAUCUGGAUCAACACUCCUGAAAAGGCACAAGUUGUGCUUUCAGCAUCUGUGAUCUUCAAGAAAGGCCUUUUAGCAGGUUUCAGAGAGCAGCUGCCCAACUGUUACAAGAUCCCAAUGGAAUUUAGGGGUCGGGGGUCCUGGCUUCCUGCAGGCUAGAGCCAGCUCUGCACCCAUCGUGGCAUUUCGGGAUACCAAUAAAAGUCACCCUGUUCUGUGA